GACGAGGCUCGUUUAGUAUUCUGUGCACAAGGCGAAGGAGGGAGAAGGGAGGGAGGACAGAGAGCGAAAUAGAGAGAAAAAACGAGGCUGUGAAGACAGGCGAAAACACAAAAAGAGAGGAGGAAGAGGGGAGCGGAGAGACACCUCCUCUGUCCCUCUCGGUCUACCCUUUGGUAUCCGUCUGUCCCAGGCAGUUUCAAAGCUCCUGUAGAACAUUCCAGAAAUACAGCCACAGACCACAAUGAGCCGUAAAGCUUGAAUGGAAAAACAAAGAGAGAAACCUAGUGGAAAUAGACAAUACAUCUCAAAAUCAACCCUGCCCUGAUGCUGCUUUAAGGACUGAGCCUGCAAACACUUUCCUCUUCCGUGACUGAUGAUUUAACUGAGAGUAAUAGUCCACAAAAUCUAGGCUAUGCUUUCUGAACAACAGAGCUAUAUAUAGUCUCGUUGUUUAUCCAUUGAGCAAAUUCUUAAUAUCUAUGUGAAUUGAAUUGGUUUCGACCUUCUUCACCAUGACAAGGACUCAGGGAUCUCAUUGUCAUCCUUUAUAACAAGAGCCUAUGUUAUUAUUGAAAAGGGUGAUUGUGGCACACUUACCAAUGGGUUUAGCAACCAUUAAAGCGUUCAAUUAACGGUCAGAAAGAGACCGUCUCGGCUCCUUGUCGAAACGUUGUCCUUCAGAAUCCAAAACGAGACACACCCUCUCCGCUCAGUUGGUGUGGGCGGUGAGAGCUGCACCACGAUUGGUUGAGUGCAGGGUGGGUGUGCGAUGCGGAUUGGAAGAUGUCGGGGGACUGGGAAGACGACCUUUGCAAGAAGGUGUUGGUGCUGGUGGAGGAACUAUGCUUCCAGUCUGGAGGCUUGAGCCAGAGUGCGAGCUGUCAGGAGUUCCGCUACAUGAUGAGAAGACCUAACAGACAGCUGAACACAGAGAUCUCAGUGAGUCUGCUCUCCGUCAUUGUAACGUUCUGUGGCAUCGUGCUGCUGUCUGUCUCUCUCUUCGUCUCAUGGAAGCUUUGCUGGUUGCCGUGGAGAGAUAAGGAAGGCGGGGGUCUGAGCUUGAUGUCGGGGCUCCUGCCCGGCGGUGCUGGUUUGGGUGGGGUUGGAGGUGGAGGGGGUGCCUCUCUCCUUCCUCCCUUGUUGCAGAGGAAAGAUACUCAAUCCUCUUCCUCGCUGUAUCCCUCGCUCUCGCAGCAUGGUCAGCCUCAUCCCCAUUUCUCCGACCUAACGGGGGUGGAGAGCGGAGGGGGGCUGGUAGUGGGGGGUGUGGUUGGGGGUCCACAGGAGAUGCAGGAGCAUUCUUACCUAGACAUGGACUCUUAUCCCAACAAUGCUGCAAACCUUAAGUUGAGCCAGACAUCUCCCGAGUUGCCCCCGGCAACAGAAGGAGGCUCAGCUGUGAAAGACCUGCCCAAUGCCCAAUCCCAGCAGCAGGUCACCACCAGGCCUAAGCCCAUGACUCACCAGCUUUCCAGCCCUGAUUUCCAUGGUGAGGAGAAGAGUGAGCAGCUGACCAGCAUUGGGCAGAUCAAACCAGAACUUUACCGGCUGCGCCAGGGAGACCAGGGGGAUGGCAAACAAGGCGACACCUGCGGCAAAAUCAGCUUCCUCCUGCGCUACGCCUUCAACACGGAGCAGCUGGUGGUUAAGAUACUGAAAGCCCUGGACCUCCCGGCGAAGGAUGCCAAUGGUUUCUCCGAUCCUUAUGUCAAGAUCUACUUACUGCCUGAUAGGAAGAAGAAAUUUCAGACCAAGGUGCACAGAAAAACUCUCAACCCGGUUUUUAAUGAGACGUUCCAGUUCGGCGUGCCUCUGGCGGAGCUGCACUCGCGCAAGCUCCACUUCUCCAUCUACGACUUUGAUCGUUUCUCCAGACAUGACCUCAUAGGUCAAGUGGUGGUGGAUAACCUGCUGGACUUCAGUGAAGGCACCGGGGAGAAGCCAGUUUGGAGAGACAUCGUAGAAGGAACCGCGGAGAAAGCUGACCUGGGCGAGCUGAACUUCUCACUGUGUUACCUGCCAACAGCUGGCCGACUGACCAUCACCAUCAUUAAGGCCACCAAUCUGAAAGCCAUGGACCUCACGGGCUUCUCAGAUCCAUAUGUAAAGGCAUCUCUGGUUUGCGAAGGUCGAAGGCUGAAAAAGAGGAAGACGUCCAUAAAGAAGAAUACUCUCAAUCCCACGUAUAAUGAGGCUCUGGUCUUUGAUAUCCCCAACGAGAACAUUGAGAAUGUGUCGCUCAUCAUCGCCGUCAUGGACUAUGACUGUAUUGGUCAUAAUGAGGUGAUCGGGAUGUGCCGUAUGGGCAGUGAUGCUGAUGGACCGGGAAGGGAGCACUGGACAGCCAUGCUGGCGAAUCCCCGCAAGCCUAUUGAACACUGGCACCAGCUGGUGGAGGAGAAAUCCAUAAACACAUACGUGUCAAAGAGUGUCACAGCCUCCCCUAAACCACACAUAGUGGUGGACAGCCCUCACUCUGAGUAGAGAUGUCAGCAUUAUCUUUUUAGCAACAGAAAUACAUUCUUUCUUUUCAUCUGAAUAAUAAUUUAUCAAGAAAGAACCAGAGAAGAGACUGUGCUUGUGUUAGUGCUAUUCCUCUAAAUCAACCCUGCAGACCCAACACAAUAUAUAGAAAAAUAACUAGACUAGACCAGACAAACAGACA
This is a messenger RNA of Sinocyclocheilus grahami, 2665 nucleotides long. Its product is annotated as synaptotagmin-C-like. The coding region runs from base 784 to 2484 and encodes 566 amino acids. The transcript is spliced from 14 exons. Gene Ontology annotation, biological process: calcium-ion regulated exocytosis. Lineage: Eukaryota; Metazoa; Chordata; Actinopteri; Cypriniformes; Cyprinidae. Gene Ontology annotation, molecular function: calcium-dependent phospholipid binding; clathrin binding; calcium ion binding. The record is from RefSeq and is a predicted model, not a curated record. Gene Ontology annotation, cellular component: plasma membrane; exocytic vesicle.